Amaranthus tricolor (Joseph's coat) is the source of this 2555-nucleotide messenger RNA. Its product is annotated as ubiquitin carboxyl-terminal hydrolase 3-like. Gene Ontology annotation, biological process: protein deubiquitination. The record is from RefSeq and is a predicted model, not a curated record. Gene Ontology annotation, cellular component: nucleus; cytosol. The coding region runs from base 420 to 1517 and encodes 365 amino acids. Gene Ontology annotation, molecular function: cysteine-type deubiquitinase activity; cysteine-type endopeptidase activity. NCBI's taxonomy places the organism in Eukaryota, Viridiplantae, Streptophyta, Magnoliopsida, Caryophyllales, Amaranthaceae. The transcript is spliced from 6 exons.
GCAUUUGUGCUACUUCGUCAACCUCUCGUCAUUUCUCAUCUAUCUUCUUCCUCUACAGUACUUCAACCUUUUUUAUUUUCCUUGGCAUUUUCCAUUUUUAACACCCUCCAAAAAAAAACAAUAAAAAAUACUCCUUCAAAAUAAACCCAUCUUUCUUGCUGUGCUUAUCAUCAAUUUCUCUCUACCAAUUUCCCAGUUUUUUUCCAGCACUCUUCUACUCUUCCAUCGUUAAAAUAAAAAAAAAGAAACCUUCAAACAAUUUUCAAUUAAUUGAUGAAAUUUUAUAGCUGAUCAUUUUUCACUUUUUCCCAAAUUAAAGAAUUAAAGAUUAAAAUCUUAUAAAUUAUAAGGAGAGAAAAAAAUUGGAGAAAAUUAGAGGAAUAUUAAAGGAGAAAAUACUAAGGGAACGAAAAACAAUAAUGGGGGCAGCUGGUUCCAAAUUGGAGAAAGCCCUCGGUGAUCAUUUUCCUGAAGGUGAAAGAUACUUUGGUCUCGAAAAUUUCGGCAAUACUUGCUAUUGCAACAGUGUUUUACAGGCACUUUACUUCUGUGUCCCAUUUCGUGAGAAAUUACUGGAAUACUAUGAGAAAAACAAAAAUCCUGCUGACCCAGAAGAAAAUUUGCUCACGUGUUUGGCAGAUCUAUUCACACAGAUAAGUUCCCAGAAGAAGAAAACUGGGGUAAUUGCUCCGAAACGCUUUGUACAGAGAGUUAGGAAAGAAAAUGAGCUUUUUCGUGGUUACAUGCAUCAGGAUGCUCAUGAAUUCCUGAACUUUUUGUUGAAUGAACUUGUCGAUAUACUGGAGAAAGAAUCUUCAACUGUAAAAGAUGGCUCAGAUACAUCGUCUGAAAAGAUUGCAAAUGGGCCUACAAAUGGCUUAACGAAUGGUGUACAUAAGGAACCUCUUGUUACUUGGGUUCAUAAAAAUUUUCAGGGUAUAUUGACAAACGAAACAAAGUGUCUGAGGUGUGAGACUGUCACUGCCAGAGAUGAGACGUUCUUCGAUUUAAGCCUUGAUAUAGAACAAAAUAGCUCCAUUACGAGCUGCCUCAAGAACUUCAGCUCAACUGAAACUUUGAAUGCUGAGGAUAAGUUUUUCUGUGACAAAUGCUGUAGUUUGCAAGAAGCACAAAAGAGGAUGAAGAUUAAAAAGCCGCCUCACAUCCUUGUCAUUCAUCUAAAGCGCUUCAAAUACAUAGAGAAUCUUGGUCGGUACAAGAAGCUUUCUUACCGGGUGGUGUUCCCGUUGGAGCUAAAAUUAACAAACACAGUGGAGGAUGCAGACUCCGAGUAUUCUUUAUUUGCUGUAGUUAUACACGUAGGGACAGGACCAAACCAUGGUCACUACGUCAGCCUUGUGAAAAGCCAUAACCACUGGCUGUUUUUCGACGACGAGAAUGUCGAUAUAAUAGACGAGUCGGCAGUUCAGACUUUCUUUGGAUCAGCGCAAGAGUAUUCUAGCAACUCGGAGCACGGAUAUAUUUUGUUCUAUGAAAGGCUUACAAGCGAGACAUAACAAGUUAACCAAAUUUUUUUUUGUCUCGGACAACUUGUCUCUACUCAUGUCAUGUGUAACUUGUGAAUUAAGCGCGAAAACCUCAAAGUUCCUGUUGUACAGACGAUGGAGUAUCGUUUUUUCUUCUGUUACAUUCUCUUUAGUUUUCCCGAUGGGGAUGAAAAUAAAUCGAUUGUAAAUGUCAGUGUGAAGAAAUAUGUGCACCAACUUAUGGGCUGCCGAUAAUUACAAAUCGGAUUUUAUACACUCCAGCUCAGGAUCUUUUGCAUUUUCGCUCUGCACCUUCUGGGUUUUCAUUAGUGCCUGAUUACUUUGGAAGCUUGUAUAAUGCUGGUUGAAGAAAGAAAAUUGCACUUGACCUUUGAAAGUUCUGUGGGUUGUUCUUGGAUGAUUUUGCUAGUGAUGAUGAAAAAUUUAUUUCUCUUUCAAGUUUUAAGAUGGUUUUGCUAGUUAAGUUCAUAGAAUGUAGCAUUUUAAUUUUUAUGUGACCAAGUUUUGUGCAAGCUGUAUUGUAAAUGAAAUGAUGACUUGUAUGUGGCUUCCUAUAGGGCAUCAACAUAUAAUAAGAUUCAUUUCUAAAUAAUAGUUGGAACGUAUGAAUACAAUUUAGUGGUUGUACCUUGUAUUCGCCUUAAUUUAGGAGGGUAUGGAUACACUAAAUAGUUGUGUAUGAAAAGUCAUACAAUCAUGAGUGAUAGAUAGGUAGUUGAGGCUUGCCUACCCUAUGACCCAUCCACCCCAAAUCCGUCCAUUACGCACACUACUUGCCCUUGUAAUAUUCUAAUUAGCAUUUAAAGUUCUAUUUUUAGAUGUCUCAGAUCUUAUUGAUGGCAGGUAGAUGGAUAUGAGGCGAGUAUGACUAUAGUGAAUAUAUAACUAGUUACUCCCUAUGUUAUGUAUAAUUUAGGGUAAAAAGAAAAUUGUUGUUUUCUAAGAAAAAGGUGAAUAAUGGGAAUAAAUAAAGAGAGUUUGAAUCGUGUAGAUAAAAUUAAAAAAGAGUUAAAAGGUAUGAAUGAGAUUAAAAGAAAGUGAUGGGUC